Aspergillus candidus is the source of this 1583-nucleotide messenger RNA. RefSeq lists its product as uncharacterized. Bases 17 to 1552 code for a protein of 511 amino acids. Lineage: Eukaryota; Fungi; Ascomycota; Eurotiomycetes; Eurotiales; Aspergillaceae. The transcript is spliced from 3 exons. The record is from RefSeq and is a predicted model, not a curated record.
UUAACGUAAAUGGGUCAUGAAAAUGCAAGCCAAUCUCCCCUCUCCAGCCCAGUUAGCCCUUGCCCUGGCGAUAGUCAAGCAAAAGCCAACCCAUCUGGAUGUCAAGGAGUACAUCCUCCAGAUCCGUCAGCAAAUCAAGAGCACGGCAGAAGCUGGCGGAAUAUACACUCAGAAGAAAUACUUCGAUAGCGUGUCCUUCUGGCAGCAGGCGUACGAGCGAUCCGAAGCCGAACAGACCAAGCUUCUCGACUGUAUCUACGACUUGGAGCGUCGGAAUGACGCUCUCCUGGCUAAAGCGCAGGGACAGGACACGGCCGAUGUAGAGAAAGUCGCAGGCUCGAUGAAGAGGAAAGGUGGUGCUGGGGAUAAGAACGGCAGUGGUGGACAGAUGGCAAGGAAGAAAACGAAGACCCAGGGGCGUCUUACUCAGGUCGUCACCGUGCCAACCUUGCCCGAUCUAUGUAGAAAGGAGCUCGAGUAUCAGGAAGAAGCUAUGGGCCCGUUCAUGCGACAGCUGUGCGCCCUGCAGAGGUUAUUGAUUAAACGUCCUACUCGUUUGGAUGUAAUUCACGCUGUGGUGGGAUUUUGCAAUGCGGCAGAAAGUGCUGUUAUGGACGCAGUGCAGGAACCUGUUGCGGUGGCUCGUCCGGCCAAGAAGAAGGGUAUACUCCAGACGAAACCACCAGAUGCUCUUGACACAUUGCGGACGAUGGAGAACGCAUUUGGCAUCUUGCCACAGGCAUUGAAAAAGAUAACUAGCUCUGAGAAAAUGGCACGAGACUCAGGGCAGGUACCGUAUGUCCUGGUGGAACUCUACGAAACCAUCAUGGGUGCGCUGGAACGUCGCUGCAGAGCGAAAGCGGAGAGCUUCAUGACGCAAACCAAGACCAAGGCCAAAUCCUCAAAACGAAGCCAAAAAAAGUCUGGGCCAAAAGUAUCUCCUGCCACCCACGGUUAUGGCGCCCUCAGUGCAAAUAUGGAAGACGACAUCGUUGCACGUUUUUCCUGCCUGCUUCACACGAUGGCCCUGGCGCUCGAGCUUCCGGGACAGGAGCACCAAAGCAUUCUCGAGGGAUUUCUGUUCGUCUUGCUCAAUCGAGUCGGGAAAGUUCUCAGUCUCUUCGUUUUUCAGGAUCUACAGCUGCGUCCUGAUCUCCGGAUCGAUUCGUCUAAACUCGCGCUUCCUAGGGGCCUGGAGAUGGUUAAUGAAAUGACAAUAUGCGCAGCCCAGAUGGAGGCAAGACAGCUAAUUUGGGUUUUGGAGAGACUGUUAGCCCUGUUGAACGAUUGCCCGGCAACUGUAACUUCAAAAAUGAAGGAGAGAUUGCAGGGUACUCUUCUUCAAGGGGUGUUUGGCAUCAACUCCGAAUGGCCGAGCCCACUGCAGCGCCCUGUUCGACCGGGUGGUGACGAACACAACACUCUAACGGCUCACUGUCGGGACUCUGAUCAACCCGUCCCGGAGUGGUUCAUCCAGGAGGUAUGGAGACUUCUAGGAUGGGGGAUAUUGACGAACAGUCGACCCAAAAACGAGGAAUUAAGCGCCGAGUAGUAAGACUGACUACUUCCCCAGACGUUGACCG